AUGGUCUAUGUCUUGGCUUUCGCCUCAUCAGAAGAAUCAGAAAAUGGAACCUGUAAACAAACUGGGAAAGAAAAGUGUGAGCCAGGUAUCUUGCUUCCAGUCUGGAGCCCUCACAAUCCAUCAACAGGAGACAAAGCUGCUCGUGCUGUUGUUUAUUUUGUAGCCAUGCUUUACCUCUUCCUGGGAGUUUCCAUCAUUGCUGACCGAUUCAUGGCAUCCAUUGAAGUUAUUACCUCUCAAGAGAAGGAGAUUACUCUUACCAAGCCAAAUGGGGAAACCAGUGUGGCCACUGUCCGAAUAUGGAAUGAAACAGUUUCUAAUCUAACCCUGAUGGCUCUAGGUUCCUCUGCUCCAGAAAUCCUUCUUUCUGUCAUUGAAGUAUGUGGACACAAUUUCCAGGCUGGAGAUCUAGGACCAGGAACAAUUGUGGGUUCUGCUGCCUUUAAUAUGUUUGUCAUUAUCGCCAUUUGUGUCUAUGUCAUACCCAAUGGUGAAACAAGAAAAAUCAAGCACCCAAGAGUUUUUUUUGUCACUGCCACCUGGAGCAUCUUUGCCUACAUAUGGCUGUAUCUCAUUCUUGCUGUUAUUUCCCCAAAUUGUGUUCAGGUCUGGGAGGGACUGGUCACUCUAUUAUUUUUUCCAGCCUGUGUAGUCUUUGCCUGGAUUGCAGACAAACGACUUCUCUUCUACAAAUAUGUUUACAAGAGAUACAGAGCAGAUAAGAGAAGAGGUAUCAUUAUUGAAACAGAGGGUGAAUUUCCCAAAAGCAUUGAGAUGGAUGGAAAACUGGGGUCUGGGGCAGUGGUGGCACCAGAAAUUAAGGACCCAAUAGACCAAGAACUUGAUGAAAGCCGUAAAGAGGUGAUCCGCAUUCUAAAAGAACUAAAGCAGAAGUACCCUGAGCGCGAAUUGGAUCAGCUGGUUGAAAUGGCCAAUUACUAUGCCUUGUUGCACCAACAAAAGAGCAGAGCAUUCUACCGUAUUCAAGCCACACGUAUGAUGAUUGGGGCAGGCAACGUGCUGAAGAAACAUGCAGCUGAUCAUAGCAAGAAGCCAGCUAACCUACAGGAGGUGACUUCUGAAUCUGGGGAAGAAAACACAAGCAAGAUCUUCUUCCAGCCCUGCAAUUACCAGUGUCUAGAGAACUGUGGCUUUGUUACACUUAAUGUUGCCUGCCAAGGAGGAGAUGGCACAAGUACUUUCUAUGUGGACUACAAGACAGAGGAUGGUUCAGCCAAUGCUGGUUCAGACUAUGAAUAUAGUGAAGGAACACUGAUUUUUAAACCUGGCGAGACCCAAAAAGAGAUUAAAAUUGGUAUAAUUGAUGAUGACAUCUUUGAGGAAGAUGAACAUUUCUUUGUACGUCUAAUGAACUUGAGGGUGGGAGAUGCAGAAGGAAUGUUUGAACCAGAUGGGGAAGGACGCCCCAAGGCACGUUUGGUCUCACCACUCAUUGCUACGGUGACUAUUCUGGAUGAUGAUCAUGCUGGAAUAUUUACUUUUGAGGAGAAAUUGGUUCGUGUCAGUGAAAGUGUUGGGGUGCUGGAGGUACGAGUGGUGAGGAACUCUGGGGCAAGAGGGACUGUGAUCAUACCAUAUCGGACAGUAGAGGGCACAGCUCGGGGAGGAGGUAUUGACUUUGAAGAUGCUUAUGGAGAAUUGGAGUUCCAGAAUGAUGAAACUGUGUAA
Molecule: messenger RNA, 1689 nt
Organism: Staurois parvus
Lineage: Eukaryota; Metazoa; Chordata; Amphibia; Anura; Ranidae
Source: the annotation of a GenBank genome assembly